Darwinula stevensoni is the source of this 816-nucleotide messenger RNA. Lineage: Eukaryota; Metazoa; Arthropoda; Ostracoda; Podocopida; Darwinulidae. The record is from the annotation of a GenBank genome assembly.
UUUCUUGUGGGCUUUUCAAGGUCUUACAUGAGUGUCUAAACAAUACCUUUACCAGAAACACAGGACAAGUGGAUACAAAGGAAUGGGGAAAUGAUCAGUGGGUAAUGAGAUAGUGUACAUCAUCAUGACUUCUACUUGGAGAAAAUGUGGGCAUUUCCUCCACAAGAACUUCACUUCAAUUGUGGGGCAGCAGAUGGGUCGAACUGUUGAUACCUACCAUGUGCAAGUGAGAUGGAAAAGCAGGCCAAAUUACUUUGCUGAAAGAGUUGCUGAAGGCCCAGUGCUUCGACGCCAUGGGUAUGAGGAGAAGAUCUUGCUGAGUGGUCCCCUUCCUCGCACAGUCAAGACGAAUACACCCAUCAAAGUCAUCCCACCAUAUAAACCAAAAGAAUCAUGGACCGAGAAGAGAGCACAUUUUGGUCAGAAUGAUUAUGUUGAUAUCCUGGGCCCACCUGGAGCAUUGCAUCCAGCCAAGCUAAUGUAUGGUGUUCCUCAAUGGCUAAGAGGUUUUCAUGGCAAUGAGAUGCAGACACUUACCAGACAAAAGGCAUUCUAUGGAAGAUAUUGGCAGCAGAAGCAACCAGCCAAAUGGGAACAAGUAACUAAGCGUAUCCGAUAUCUCUACAGAGUCAUGAACCAGAAGCAUGUCACAUACAAGCCUUAUUCCAAGGAGAGAAUUGUGUACACUGGACCAAAGUAGAACAAAUUAAGGAUAUGAUUGUGGAUUUGAGAGACUGAGCUAUUGAGGAAGGUAAUAAAGAACUUCCCUUGCCUUUUCCAGUUGAUGUUAAUCUUGUCAUCUUGCUCUGAUGGAAC